AUGAAUGUGCUAAAGAAAAAACUGAAAGAGCUUGUUUACUCGUUUAGUACCGAUGACCAUUACGCGGAAUAUAAUGCCAACGACGGUGGUAGAUCCUUCAAUAUGCGUCGUAGGGCGAAUCAGGGAGCUGGAGUGAGCGGCUCGCGGGUGCAUCUCAAUGGCGGAGACGAAUUGGGAGACGAAGAGAUGAAUCUGGGGGCUGUCGAGGAAGAGGAGGAUGAAAUCAACAUUGACGAGUUCGGCAACAUGGACAAGGAGGGCGUUUCUGAAGCGCUACUAGCGUGGAGACAUAUUGAUUCUUGGACUUCGAAACACAACCCGGACCUGAACGCGACUUUGGGGGACCCCUGCACUCACAACGAUAUUACGCACGCGGAGGAGGACCUUGCGGUCACGCUACCGGCGGCGGUGAGAGUGUCGUUGAGGGUCCACGACGGUCAGGAAGACCUGGAGUCGAUGACAGGUGUCUCCGGGCUGAUCUACGGGCUGCAGCUGAUGACCCUGGACCAGAUUGUCGAAAUGACAGAGAAAUGGAGAAGCGUCGCCAAGAACUUGGACAGAGUUUCCAAAGCGGACCGGGAAACAACGGUGUCGUCCUCGAGCCAGUCUGCCGAGGCUACGAAGAGGAAACAGUUCAAGUUACCACACAUCCCACGACAAGACUCGAUCCCAAAGAACUCGAUACAGCCGGUAUAUGCGCAUCCAGCGUGGAUUCCAUUACUGACAGACAACGCUGGGAAUCACGUGGGAGUGGAUCUGGCUCCAGCUAGUGAAGGCAAGUAUGCUCAAGUGAUUAUCUUUGGCAGAGAUUUCGACACCAAGUUCGUCGUGGCCGCUAACUGGGGUGAUUUCCUUCUGGAUUUUGCGAACGAUCUCGAGGCCGGAAAUUGGUACCUGGUCGACGAUAACGAUGAUUUUCUCUCCGGUGACGGUGAACUGGUCUUUAGAGACAAGAAAUCGAAUGGUCCUGUUCAGGAUUACUUGGAAGUGUUGAAGAAGAGGGCUUGGACUAAGUACCAGGAAUCGGCAAAAUCGCGCGAUACCCAGCAGACCGCUGUGGAACCAGAAAAUGCUAAAGACGCUACACAGAUCGGUACGGUAGCGCUAACGGAUGGGGUCUCGGCACAUGAAGGUGCAGUGCAAGAAGUACAAGUACAUCCUGCUGUAAAAGAGGUGCCGGAAGCUGGAAAAGACGUGAACGACCGAGAGCCUACGUCUCUAGCUACUGAGAAAACAGGGUCUGAGACUCACAAGACUGAAGAAACCGAAGCCGUAGCUUCAUCUGCCCAAUCUCAGGCCAACGAGGAGAGUAGUAAAGCUAGGGGAGUUUCAGAUGAAGGCAACUCAAAAGAAAGCACCGACUUAAAAAAUGAACAAGUUAAAAACGACAGCGAGGAAAACGGCGAUGCGCAAGAUUCCAACGUCGAGACCCUAAAGGACGAGUUUAAGAACAUUGAUCUAUAG
This is a messenger RNA of Torulaspora globosa, 1464 nucleotides long. RefSeq names its product Smi1p (gene SMI1). The transcript has a single exon. NCBI's taxonomy places the organism in Eukaryota, Fungi, Ascomycota, Saccharomycetes, Saccharomycetales, Saccharomycetaceae. Gene Ontology annotation, cellular component: mating projection tip. The coding region runs from base 1 to 1464 and encodes 487 amino acids. The record is from RefSeq and is a predicted model, not a curated record. Gene Ontology annotation, biological process: regulation of fungal-type cell wall biogenesis; cell wall biogenesis.